This is a messenger RNA of Quercus robur (English oak), 3499 nucleotides long. RefSeq names its product putative disease resistance protein At3g14460. The coding region runs from base 1233 to 2255 and encodes 340 amino acids. The transcript is spliced from 6 exons. The record is from RefSeq and is a predicted model, not a curated record. NCBI's taxonomy places the organism in Eukaryota, Viridiplantae, Streptophyta, Magnoliopsida, Fagales, Fagaceae.
GUGGUAUGGGAAAAACGACUCUUGCCCAACUAGCUAGCAAUGAUGUUGAUGUGCAGGCCCCUUUUGAAACGCGAAUAUGGGUAUGUGUUUCUGAUCCUUUUGAUUAGAUUAGGAUUGCCAAAGCAAUCAUUGAAUCUAUUGAUGGUUAAUCCCCUAAAAUUACCGAAUUACAAAAUCUAGUAAUUAGAAUUUGUGAUUUGAUAAGGGGAAAGAAGUUUUUUCUUGUCUUAGAUGAUGUGUGGUCUGAAAAACCCAAUGAUUGGGAGCCAUUCGAACUUGCACUCAAAUGUGGCGCUCAAGGUAGUAGAAUUUUGAUCACCACACGUAAGGAGGGAGUUGCAAAGAUGGUAAAUAGUGCUUAUACCAUCAAUUUGGAGGUACUGUCUGAUGAAGACAGCUGGUUGAUAUGCAGUCAAAUGGCAUCUGUUGACAAAGACGAUGAGCAACUAGGAAAACUUGGUCGAGAACUAGCAAAUAAGUGUAAGGGCUUGCCACUAGCUGCAAAGAUUCUAGGGAGUGUCAUGGGCAGCCAAAGAAGUAGGCAAAAAUGGAAGACUAUUUUGGACAGUAAUUUAUGGGAAUUAGAAGAUGUUCAAAAUGGUGUUUUAGGACCAUUAUUAUUUAGUUAUAAUGAAUUGCCGUCACCAAUAAAGCAAUGCUUCUUGUAUUGUGCUAACUUUCCAAAGGAUUAUCUCUUUUCUAGAAAUGAGUUGGUCUACCAAUGGAUGGCACAAGGAUAUUGUGGCUCAAAAUCUAAUAUGGAGGAUAUGGGAGAAAGGUACUUUGAAAAAUUAGUUAUGCACUCAUUCUUCCAAGAUUUUGAGAAAGACGACAAUGAUGAUGAUAAGAUAAUAAGAUGCAAAAUGCAUGAUAUGGUGCAUGACUUUGUCCUAUCAAUGACAACAAAUGAAUGCUUCACAAUUGAUGUUGACAAAGUGUUGGGGAUAGAUUGGAAGAGUGCUCGCCAUUUGACAUUAGAAUUUAAUAAGGAAACACAAUUUCCAGUAUCUAUCUAUAAUGCAAAAAAUCUACGGACUCUUUUUCUACAAACUCAUUUUUUUGAAAGAUCAAGCAUGGUCUUCUCAUCUGAUUUAUUCCAGCAUUUGACAUGUCUCCGGUCAUUGAAUUUGAAAGAUAGUUCCUUUGAGAAAGUUCCAAAUGAAGUGGAAAAAUUAAAACAUUUAAGAUUGCUCAAUUGAUCACAUAGUGAGAAAAUUACAGAAUUACCUGAAAUGUUGUGUAAUUUAUGUAAUUUACAAACUUUGGAUAUUAGUUGUUGUGUUAAAAUUAGGAAAUUACCCCAAGGAAUGGGUAAAUUAAUUAAAUUAAGACAUCUUCUUAUUGAUGAUUGUUAUGGAUUGAGCGAACCCUUUCCAAAAGGGAUUGGGAGAUUGAGAUCUCUUAGAACAUUAGAGAAAUUCAUAAUAGGUGGUAUAAACAAUGUUGGGGAAUGUAAACUUGGAGAGUUUAAGAAUCUAGUCCACCUUAAAGGGUCUCUUGAGAUAGGAGGCCUGGAAAACGUAACAGAUGUACAAGAGGCUGAUAAUGCACAACUAAAAAAUAAGAUACACCUCCGUAAGUUGAGAUUACGGUUUGGUGGGCGAUUUGGGCGAGUUGAUAAUAGAAGAGGGGAGAAUGAUGAAUUAGUUCUUAAUGCGUUGGAGCCACAUCCAGAGUUGGAGAGUUUAUGGAUUUAUGGGUACGGGGGUACAGGGUAUCCUAAUUGGUUGAUUUCUUUGACCAUUUUGAAAGAGCUUGAGCUUGAUUCGUGUGAUAAUUUAGAGCAAUUGCCUCCUCUGGGGAAGCUGCGUUUCCUCGAAUCAUUAUCUAUACGGGCUUCCUUUAGUGUGAAAAAGGUGGGUGUUGAAUUUUUGGGAAUAGAAUCCAAUAGGAAGAAGGAUGAGGAGAUGGGAUCAACAUCAACAUCAUCACUUAUCUUAUUCCCUAAUUUGAAAUUUCUCCAAUUUGAGGAUAUGAAAGAGUGGGAAGAAUGGGAUGGGAUUGGAGGAACAAUGAGAGAAGAAGAAGCACAAGAAAGUGGUGUUACUAUCACUAUUAUGCCACGUCUUCAGAAUUUGAAAAUUUUUAAUUGCCCCAAGCUGAAGUCACUGCCAGACUUCCUUCCUACAACUCCAUUGAAGACAUUGGAGAUCUGGUUGAGUCCAAUUCUCGGUGAAUGUUGCCAAACACUAACAGAGAUAGGAGAUCAAUGGCCCAAGAUUUCUCAUGUACCCAACAUCAGCAGUUGUAAAUGAACUGUGCGAAGAGAUGGUCGUCCAAUGCAAACUUGAAUCUCAGUUCGAUUGGGGCUCUGCAAGUCGCAUCCAUUCAGAUAAGUUGCACUUGCUUGGAGUAAAUGGAACUUGAAGAGGGACUCUUGAUCUACGUGGUAAUGAAAUUCGGGUUGGCGCGAAUAUUGGUUUUCUUGUUGCAAAGGAAACUAGAAGGCGUGCAUUCAAAGAUAUUGUGGCUGGACCCCCAUAAAACAUUGAUAGUGGAACUCUGGUAAUCAUAUGCUUUGUUUAACCUGUGCAUUGUUACAAAGUCUUUUGGUUCUGACACUCACAUGGAUGAGGCCUAACAUGCUGUAUUGAUGCCCAUGUUUGAAGUUGUAAGCAUUGAGAAGGAUUUGCACGCUGCGGUGCAUAUUUUGAGAAAGGGACUCGAUGGGGCAUUUUGUCAUAUAAAUUUGCAAGCAAUGUUAUCCUGAGUAUUUGUGGCUAGAGAAUUCAAGGUAGUGAGGGAUAUAUUGAAAGCUUUUUUCAUUGAUCAAUGUCAUUUUUGUAAUCCUUUUACAAUACACUAAAUUUAAAAUUUUGAAUUCGCUCUUACGGUCCAAGUGUCCGCAAAUUUUACAAUUAGCCACUUAUUUGCAUAUACGUGAAAUUGAAGGCCAUAAAGUACAGGCUGUGGUAUUGUGUAUCUCAUUCAACAUAUAGUCUUGAACAUUUGGUGAAGCACAUUUUAAAUUGGUGGGAAUUAAUAAGCAACGAUGUACCUCAGAAAGCCAUUUCUUACAUUCUGGUACAAGUACAGUUGAUUGAUAAAGCUCUACACAGUCAAAUGACAGAGCUCCAAAGGGCAAAAUGGAAAAUCUCUAUGCUUUAUUCGUAGACACAACAGAGUUGGUUGAUGAAACUCCAUUAACAUAUCAUAGGCGCAUCAAUGUAGCAUGUCAUGGAGUUCAAGAAACAAUAUUGUGAAGCAGUGGCACACAGCACACCAAGAAAUUUAUGACCAGUGAACUCAGUUUUCAAUUUGAGCCUAGAAUUUGCAUCCAACAUUUACAUGUAAUUCCAGAUUUUUGAACCUUUUUUGUGCUGUGACUUGUGUAUAGCAAUGAAGCUUUCGGGAGUAUGCAUUUUUUUUUUCCAUCAUCCUCCUUUGACAUGCAUGUGAUGCUACUCAUUGAAAUUUUUUUGUAAACUUGCUUUCAUCUGGAUUGUUGAUGGUGUCCAAUAUGGUUGUGGUUUUACUGCGGUGAACUAUUUGAUGUUCA